Molecule: messenger RNA, 4357 nt
Organism: Paramuricea clavata
Lineage: Eukaryota; Metazoa; Cnidaria; Anthozoa; Malacalcyonacea; Plexauridae
Source: the annotation of a GenBank genome assembly
AUGCAUUACCUCGAUUACAGCCAGACAAAUCCCAAACUGAAACUUUCUGCUCCAAUUUUCAAAGAACAUGAUGGGGAAUGCAAAGUAAUGGAGUUAUUUAAAUUCAUUCGAGAUGGUCAAGAAUGGAAAGGCAACGGUAGUGAUCUCUUCUAUAUCAAUGGUACAAGUAAAGAUACAAAAGUGUUCGAGGUAAACAGAUUAAAGGGUGCACAAGCUUUACGAAUAUUUCAGCAAAUUAGUAAAUGUGGUCACGUGUAAAUGCAUAACCGUUUGAAGUGUGUUGCGAAUUAAACUGACUGCAUGAAUAAGCACUGGAUCGAAGUCCAAUUUAAGCAGUUAUUUCCAGUCUGAGUUAUCCAGUCGAAAGCCUGAACGUAUGCCAUGCCAUCAAUUCUACAUAGAACAAACCAAACCACUAACGCCUGUAUUCUAAAAGCUCACUCACACUCAAUGAGUGGAAGUUCAAUCUGAGCUUCUCUCGAGUGUUGUUGCUGUUUUUGAAUAGCUGGAGGGUGGAUAGUCACAUAGUAAGGUACAACACUAACCCUCCAGCUAUUAAAAACAGCAAUGACACUCGUGAGAAGCUCAGAUUGAACUUCCACUCAUUGAGUUUGAGUGUGAGUCAGCUUUUAGGAUACGGGCGAAAUUCUUGCACCUACUUUCUAUAAUGAAUUUCAUUUCACCAAGUUUUAAUUAAGUAAUAUAAUGUCAAUAAUUUCGUGUGAAUAUUUAGAGUAUAUAAGAAAGGAAGUUCACGACCAAAUUGAAAAUAUUAUGUUACAGUUUUUAUAGUAAAGCACCACUGUUAUACCUAUGGUACAUGUCGACAUGUACAUAGUCUGCAUUACCAUUAUCGGCAAAAGUUCACGUUCGUCUUUACCACUUCUUUAGAUUAAGUCGAUGGAAAAUCUGAAAGCCUGGAACGGUUCACUGUUAAUACUCAACGUUUCAUGCGGAAAUGAAGAAUCAGAGGAAGUGCAUUGUGUUCUUCUUAAACUGAAAUCUUUGCCACCGUAUCCGGAAGUUAGUAUUACACUCUUUCAUAAACUGGUUGAUCAGUCCAGUGCAGUUGAUCUUAAUAUCGGCUUUUUACAUGCAGCGAGAACUAAAUAUCAACUAGGUUAAAAAGUAAGCAAGGGAUAGGAAGAUCAUGGUAAAUGUACCGGUAUCCGAAGACUUUCAUCAUGAUCAAGAACACGCAGGCACAUGUAUUGAGAAAGCUUAGGACUGAUAGAGAUGCAACUGCCUGAAAAAUACAAGGACAAUUUCAACGAGAACUUUGAAGUUCUCCUUGUAUUUUUCAGGCAGUUGUAUGCCUAUCCGUCCGAAGCUUUCUUAUUAUUGGCACUAUACCUACACUGGCGCUGUCCGUUUUAGAUUAUGUCACAUGUGCUGAGAAAACUUUCAACUAAAGCUCUUAUCAUCUUCUUGAACUAUGUCAACUUUCCUGUAGCAGGAAACCGAAAUACCAAUAAACAUCCACGAUAUUGAGCAGAUUCUUCUAGGUUAUUUGGUCCAGAGGGAGAACAAGAAAAACUCCACUCUCAGAGGUUAAAUAGACCUGCUUUCUCUGAAGACUGCACCACAGAUCAAUAUUUACUUUAUGUUUACUUUUACAGAUCAUAUAUUUGCUUUAUAUGCUUUUUUCUCAUUCUUGUCCAGGUCUCUCCUACAUCAAGUUCCACGGACGUAUCACAUUCAUCAUACCAAAGUGCUCCACCUACUGAAGAUUACACGAGCACUAGAGAAGUUCCCUUCACCUUCCCCUGGAUAAACGCAACACGACCUACCACACUAACUAGAAGCAGUCAAUUUACAGAAGACCAAAGGAUGUCCUCCAAACUUCCAAGCCAAUCACCAACCCCAAAAACUUCCACUAUAGAAAACCCACAGGAAGGUUUUAAAGAAGAGACAUCAGAGUCGGAUGGAACAAAUGCCACUGCUAUUGCUGUAACCAUUACUCUUCUUCUGGUAGCCUUGGCACUGGCAUUGGGGUAUUUGCUGUACUAUAGAAGACGAAAAAGGUAAAAUAAAAGACGGGUGCCAUUUAAACAGUUUUCACGAAAGUUAUUCUAUGGUCGCUGGAAAAGAAACAAAUUAAAACAGAAAACUGCAAAAAGCGAACUUGUGUGUAUGACGAAACUACCUAAAAACGAAGGCCCUUUCCAGCGAAGGCUCUUCAUCUGAAAGUUAGUAACAUGAGUCGGGAAAAAACACAUGCCACGCUUUUACACUAGUAAAUACAAAAGUAACUUUGAAACAAAUUAUAGCGAUAUUAAUUUUAUUUUAUUACAACGACGUUUCGAUCGACGUUUCGAUGCUUCUUGCAUCAUUUUCAAGUUAAAGAUAAGAAUUAUUCGUGUUUAGGGACCGGUCAUAAAGUAAAGGGGGGGGGGGCUGGGAAAUCAUAUAUUUGGUGUCUGCACUUUUGGUAGCUCACCCCUUAAUAGCUGCACGAAAAUUUGUGGCCCACCCUUAAAUUGGUGCUGAAAAAUUAUGACCCAUCCUUUCAGAAACGCGAAAGAUACCAGCGUUCUAUUUUUCUGUUGCCAAAUAAUUCAGUGUGAUACGAUACUCAAUAGCUAUUCAAAUGGUGCAGGGCCUCUUUUAAGGAUGCAUGUGUAACUGGAGAGGACAUAUUUAGCGGGGGACCUGAAGUUCCAGUCAGCAAGUCUGUAUUCAUGAAUUAUUAAUGAGUUUUUGAAUGGUAUAUCAUUGUCACGUGUUCGCUUAUGCAUUCACUGGUAUAAAGCCCUGGGCAAACUAGGAAACAUUGUUGUGGAAUCAUUCGCGAUUCUCGAUGUUUCCACAAAUGUUUCCCUGUUUGCCCACCCGUGGAAACAUUGUUGCGGAAACAAAAUUUGCUUCCCGAGAAGCAAAAAUGUUUCCUAGCAAAUUCAGAAACAUUUGAUGUUUCCCUAUGUUUCUCACUAAUGUUUCCUAGUGUUUGCCCACUCAGGGAAACAUGGCGAAACAUUGACAGGAAACAAUGUUUCCGCAACAAUGUUUCCUAGUUUGGCCAAGGCUUAAAGCACAUGUGCUUUUUUCCGACCCAUGCUAUACAAACGCUCAAAAACGGCAUUUCUUUUUUAUAUUUCAGAUAGUCGUUGUUUGCAUUCUUCACUUUAUAUCCGGACACCCAACGUUAAAAAACUACAUAUUACUACUACACAUUAGCUCGAUGAAGAGUGCAGCAUUCUAAAACACUUAAUCUUACAAAGAAUAAUGAUAAAAGAUCAAAAUUGUCCAAAUUUUGAAUAGUGGCUUUUCCUUAGCUCUUUUUCCCUUGAGAAUCGCAGAUCUUCUGUACCUUUGUUGGGUGAUUUAUAGGGUUGCUACCCCAUAGAGUAACUAAAGGUUGGAUGGACUUAUACAUUGACUCAUAGUUGUGAUGUAUUGUAUAUUUUAAGACAUUAAAUAAAUAAACGUUUUCUUAUGUCAGGGCACAAGUGCCACAGAGCAACAAUAAUGGUAAGAAUGAAAUGCCUUAUUAUUCUGUCAAAGCAAAAUCUUCGCCACAACUCUGAGAAGUAGAAAUGUUACGCUGAGCUGAACAAUCAUCCAAUGAUGAAAUUCCCGAUAAAAUUAAGCAGUAGAGUGCAUAUAUAAUGGCCUAAAUAUAUUGAAGUUCAACUUUGGAUAGAGUAACUAUAUGUCUGUAUCUUCAUAUCUCAGAUGUUGGUGCUGUCAGUUAUUCGAAAGAGAUUUAUGAAGACCCUGAUCGAAUCUACCAAACUCUAGAGGAUGAUAAUGAAGUACCACCAAACCAACCUGUAACUAUAUCCUCUGACACCUAUAGCUAUCCUCUGACACCUAUAGCUACCCCAUCAGUAAUCCAGCAUCGACUGAGCAAGAGUACACCUACGCUAAAGAUACAGAUUUGGCAAGAUCAAGUGUAACUACAAAGGCAGCAUCCGAGGGGCCGACAAGUAACGGUGCUGUGUACGAAACUUUAGAACAGCCUGGACAACCGACUGAUGAUAAUUUCUAUAACUACCCUGAUAACACGAACAUCGCUAACCAAGGAUCAUCAGAACUGGAGUAUACCUAUGCCAAAUAUACAGAUCUGCCUAGAGAUACUGCAGAUACAAAGGCAGUGCGCGAGAGAGAUAUUGAGCCAGCCACGUGUGGUGGUCUGUACCAUACUCUAGAACAGGAAGGACCAGUAUCAACUGAACAAGAGUACAGCUAUGCAAAAAAUACUGAUAUGCCUUCGAUUCCUCUGGGUACAGAGGAAACGAGCAAUUCUCCUCCUCCCAACAGUGCACUGUACCACACACUGGAAGAAGCGAAUCCACCUCAAGCACCUGUUUAUUCAACUUUGGAAGGACCAGAAGAUGUAGAAAACCACAACUAG